Messenger RNA from Porites lobata, 9613 nucleotides. The record is from the annotation of a GenBank genome assembly. Lineage: Eukaryota; Metazoa; Cnidaria; Anthozoa; Scleractinia; Poritidae.
AUGGAGGACGAUUCUCCAGUAAUUUACGGUUUAGAGUUAAAUGUAAGUUAUUGACUUUCUCUUUCAUUUUUAUCAAGUUUCCCCUCCAGUGUUUUAAAAUUUAAACCAGACAGCCUUCUUUUAUUACUUCAUACCACACAUUCAGAUGCCUAAGCGCAUGACUGUCACUGUGUCAGGAUCGAAUUAGCCUCCCACCGAGGCGUUUUUAGGGGGGCUCGUUUUUCAUCCCUCCCUCACCUGUGGGGAGGGACGAAAAACAAGCUCCCCUAAAAACGCCUGCGUGGGAGGCUAGGAUCGAAUUCCAGUUUGCUAAAAUUGAUAUUGUAGUGAUAUUUGGCAUAAAUACCACCAGUAAUAUUUCGAGAAAUUGUUAUACGUAAUUUCACGAGCUGUUAGGCGAGUGAAAUUUGAGACAAUUUUGAAAUAUCACGAGUGGUAUUUAUGCCAAAUAUCACGUACAGAUCAUGCUAUUAUUUGUUUGUACUACUACCCACAAAGGUUUUGUAAUUUUCACAUGUAGGUACAGUAUUUCAAAUUAAGCUGAAAUACCUCUGCUCUAAGCCAAUCAAAUCACAGAAAUUUCUCAUGUAGUAGUAUAACGACAAAAAUUAAAUAUGCUUAUAAGCUUAAGAGUUUCGUUUAACAUUAAAAAAUCAAAUUGGAUAAAAAAAUACCAUAAAAGACUUAAAAAGUCACCCUUAUGGCCUGCAGUGCAGGCGUUUUCUUCAGGCGCAUGAAUGUUUUGCUUGCGAAAGUGCAUGUUGAAACUCAAAAAGGGGGGAGAAAAUGGGGCGAGUCAAAAGAAGCGGGCCUCCCCUCUUUCCUUCUUUCACCCUAGCACCUACCCUUAGGGUUACGGUUUUUACUCUCCCUAGUCUUCAUCCAUCAUAACAAAGAUGGCAGUUACAACAGUACAAACAUAAACAAGCAGUUUUCGCCCUCCAAAAAUACGCUUGCACUGUAGGCACCCUUAUAAAUUCAACUCAAGUACCCUUGUAAUAAUGAUGCACUAUUAUGUGUUGACUUAUAGGCUCGAGCUCUAGUCCCCCAGCAUGCAGAGACAGAUGUGAUUAGGUUUAUUGUUGGCACACAAUCUCUUAAAUUUGAUAACCAGGUGAGAAAUGAAAAAAAAAUGGUUGCUGUUAUCUUUCACUAACCUGAGCUACACAUUGAUCUUUGUAAUGACAUGAUUUUUUUUAUUUGAAUAUUUUCAGAUUCACUUGAUAGACUUUGAUGAUGAAAGCAAUGUUAUAAAUAAAAAUGUUUUCAUGCAUUCUGCAGGAGAAAUAUGGUGAGGACUCACUUUAGUUUGGUAUGAUCGUAGGGAGUCAAAGCUCACAAUUAUAGCCGCCUUGAAGCGAAAUUAUAAGGAUUUGUAUGUGAAUUUAUCAUAUGUUUCAUAAAAGGGUUAAAAUGCUCAUAAAGGGUCAUGAAAAUGUAUAUGUUACUGGUCAAAAACAAAUUCAAGCUGAAAUUGUUUAACCUGGAUUGUUUCUCAAUUUCUUUUGUCCUCUAACCCUAAUUCAUGAAUGAUUAUGGCUAGGACACAAAGGAAAUUGAGAAUCCACUUAGGUUAAAAAAUUUCAAGCUGAGUUCAUUUUUGACCUGUAAUAUGUACCUCAUAAAGAGAUGUCUCUGAUCUGUGUUGUUUUCUUUGUGUGCAUUAGAUCAUAUAUUUGAAUGCUAUUUUGCGCCUAAUAAAUAAAUUAUUAUUAUUAUUAUUAUUAUUAUUAUUAUAAUACUGUUUCCUGCCCUAAAAGCCAGAACAUCAAAACACACACACAUUAGUGCACUAUGACUUCUAUUUACUGUACAUAAUUUACAACAAUCUUGAUAGUCCACAAUUUGUAAUCAGCUCAUGUCUCAUAUAAAGCUAAAUUUUUAUGCAUUUAUCACUUCAUUAUAAUAAUGUGAAAACAUGUUGAAGUUGACAGUAAAAGAGUAGACAGUGCUAAGGUUUUUUAUUCUGUCACUAUAUAUGUAGGUCCAUGAACACAAGUCCAAUUGACAAAAGUAUCCUGGCAACUUGUUAUAACAGAGGUAGGCCCUUGAUUAGCUUUUCCCCAAAGAAAUUGAAGGUAUAUGAAAUCUCCUUGGGAAAGAAAGUUUGGGUAGUUGUAUGCCAUUGAAGCUUUCAAACCCUGACACUGUUCAAGACAAAAAUUCUUCAUUUUGCCAUCCUGUUGAAGACAAGAGGCCUUAUUUUAUGACCCUAACUUGUUUCAUACAUACAAAAUUAGGAAAUUAUUCAAACUAACAUCACAGAAUUGAAAAAUUAAAAAUUGGUGGUAUCACAAAAUGUAGACCAAUAAUCAAUUGCUGGUUUUCAGUGUCACGUCAUUCAAAAUAGAUCAAAAUAAAAGUCAAAACCAUUCAAUAGAUAAAUUCCGGAAUCUGGGAAAUAAAGGGAGGUAACUGAAUAUACAAAGCCCCUCGCCAAGAUUCAGGCCAGAAGAAUAUUAAUUUUCGUAUAUGAGAUAUCCAAAAAAAUGUUUUACCCAAAUUUAUGGAGAUUUGUAUGGAGACGCCAUGCUGGUGUCCACCUGGAUGAGCACCAACAUGGCGGACGGAAACCAACAAAAACAUCUGUUACUGAGUUUUGGCACAAAAGCAUGAAUUUAUUCCUCAAGGAACUCAUAAACAUGAAAGUAAUACUUUUUCUAAUUACAUGAACUGUUUAGAUAGCAAAAUUCCCCAAAAUACGUCACUUUUUUAACCUACAAGACAGCUCUCUCAGCCUUCAUGUAAAUGUCACGUCAUGCAGUAGCUUGGAAAUUCAAGCGUACUCUAUCACAAAACCAAGAACCCUUUUGAAACAAACAUUGGUAUGAAAAUUGGUCUUCAGCUGCUCAAACACUUCAUGAAAGUAAAAUCUCAGUAAAACUGAUGGUUUUGUAGUUUGAACUUUAGUGAUGUCAUGUGAAAACCAACAAUGAGGGAAUCACAUAAACACAAGUAAUAAUGGGGAAAUUAGACAUCCACCCUUUUUUAUAUCCCCACCUGGACGAUUCACUAGGAGCAUUUCACAUUUUCUUAGUGGUCUUCUUGUCUAUUGCUUGACCCAGUGUCUGAUUCUAAGGCUGAAAUACAAGGAGCUCUUUGGAGAAUUCCCCCUGUUGAUGACACUGAGCCCCCUGGUCUGGAUUCCCCUGGGAUUGUACCUGGUAGCUCAGGGCAUUCAAGAUCUCUUCAACUCAUUUGUACAUUUGAUAACAAGCAGGAAAACAUGAGAAGGUCAGAGUGUGUUCAUUACUUUGUAAUAAAGCCUAUAGUAUGAACACUACUUCAGGGCUCAAAAUAAUUCUUAGAAGGUGGCCUGACACAUUGACUGGCCAAAGAUAAUCUAUGCUAAACAAGUUCACUAAUAACAGUCUGUAAUCUCAAAACUGUCAUUUACUUGCUCUAUUUAACAAGUGGCUUAAUGAAAGGAUAAUCAUGUUAUAAAGGAAAUAAAGGGAGAUGUAAAGAAUCAACCAUAAGAGGACACAGAAAAAAUCUGAGCCCCAGAUGGGAUUCGAACCCAUGACCCUCCGUGUUCUAGAUCAGAUGCUCAGUGGCAUAGGUUGGUUGGUUGGAGGCUCCUUCAUGGGUGAGAUUUCUUGCUAUUAAUGUGACUGUGUGAUACAGUUAAGCCUUAACAAUGUGUUGCUCGUGACGGACUGUGUGACUGUGUGAUGCGGUUCAAAAGUCCAACCCACAAAAAUGACCCUUGCUCGCCAAUGAGUCCCCAGUAGCCCAGAGGUUAGAGCAUCCGAUCUAGAACAUCUGGAGGGUCUUGUUACUCUUGGGUGAUCCAAUAAGAUGUCAAAUCCCAUCUGGGGCUCACCUGGGACUUUUUUCUGUGUCCUCAAUUUAUGGUUGAUUCUGUCAAACAUCUCCCUUUAUUUCCUUUAUAAUGUUAAUAUCAAAGUGGCAUAAAAUGGGGUUGAUAAUCAUAUUGCUGUGAUAUCAAUUGCCAUCAUUACUUUGAUAGUAUUGGAAUAACUCGAACUAAAUAGCAACCGAGGCCCAGGAAUGGUAUUUAGCAAAACAAGAUCACUGCAUUGACUGCCAAAGUAACAUGCUUCCCAACCAUGACUCACUUAGUGUUUCCUCCAUAGUGUCAACAUGAUCAGCAAAUGAAUUUUUGGGCCGGCCAAUCUGACAUUGUCCAUUGAACAGCGUUUAUUUUGAGCCCUGCUACUUAGUAAACCCCUUUCACCACUGAUAGGCAGCUUCACUGUGUUUACUGUAAGUACAACAGAUAUUCAUGAGUUAAAUAUAGGCCACUUCAUGAGCACGUUUGCAAAUCAAUGUAAAUUCUUGUAUUACUCAAACAUACAGGCUCAGCCUUAGCAUAUUUGGUCCAAGCAGCACUUUGAUGAUUUGCUCAACCGUCCCAAAUUUUAACCUACUAGUUAAUCAAAAUGCUGUUUGUCAUUAUGGUCAAGUUAAAAAAAAAUCCAAAUGUUUCUCGUCUCUAUUUCUAUAGAAAAGAAAGUAUGCAGGAGCUUUUUUAUUAGUAGCAAUUGAAAGUUUUCUUUACAAAUUAUAACCCUCCUCCAGGGAUAGCUAGGGGUUCUUCAGUUUAAUACUGAUAAAUGAAACAUCAGAUAUUGAUUAAACACAAAUUUGUUUUUUAUAUACAUGAUGUGAUGCAUCAUACGAUAUAUCUCAAAAGGAAGGGUGCAUUUAAAGGUCACAUAAAAAACGGUUUAUCUUUUAAUGUCUUUGUAUUUUUCUUGCACCUUUGGUGCUACAUACGUUUGCAGAAGCACCAUCCAACUUUGAGGAAAAAUGAACACUGCACACUACAUCCCUGUUUCUUGAGCGUUUACUCUUUUGAAAGCAUUGGUCUUGCAAAAAAGGAAAUUAGUGGUGAAUAGGCCAGCCUCCUUAUGCUCAUUCAAGACCUGUAUGUAUUUUCAGUGUGUUGUGGAACCCAUCUGGGGAUGGCAGUCAAGUUGUGACGGUUUGUGAGCAGCAUCUGGAAUUAUGGGACCUUGAUAGAACUGCAUCAACAGCAGAGGUGUGUCUUCAUUUAACUUAAGAACUGCCUUUGUUCACUGUUCAGUGUGACUAUUUUUAUCAUUCCUUAAACGUCUCUCGUUCAUUGGCUGUAUUCCAUUUAUCGUAUUUGCAAUCCAGGACCGCGCAAAGAAUUUUAAGGUUAAAAUUAACCUAAAACAAAUUUAUUUACAACAAUUACAUCACUUCACAAUUCUGACACACUAUUGUCAUAUGGUUUGCAAUGCAUUCCUCUGGAAAGCAGCGGUAUAUUCAGCCGUAACCGCAGACGCAAGAAACAAGCACAAACAUGUGCAAACAAGCUUGUUUAAUUCUUACCUUCCCUUAUUGAUAAAUUGAUAACGUAAUGCGAUAGUAAAUCAAACAGCCGGUAUCAUCACAUACUCUUGAGUGCGGUCACUUGAUUAACGAAAAAGUUUGUCAUUUAGACAAUCUAACAGACUUUUAAUGCCCCAUACACACCAACUAAACAUGUUUAAAUGAACAAAGUUUAAAAAAACCGAAAAGCAGACUGACAGACCAAAACUGGAACACAGGUUUUUUCACCGGAUUCAAAUGAAAUUCAGCUUGUUUUGUAAUUUGCAUUAAAUUUGCGAUCAACUUAAGUCAGUAAGCAACUUUUAUGAAGGAAACAAUUUGAAACCAUGUUCAACUAAAGUUUUAAACCUGUUAAGCUUUAGUGUGAGUGGGGCUUACAAUUAAGUGAAGAAAUAGAAAAUUGUUUUGUCAAAGUCAGUAAAGUCAAAAGGAAAGUUUGUUGACAAAACUAUAGUAUCGAAAACCAUAAAGAGAAGCACGUCGCUCAUUUUUUUCCAAAUAUACCCUUCCGCGUGUGAGCGCAACUCUCUUUCGCGUGUCGCGUCACCUUGAGCCGCGAGAGGAAAUCUCCACGCUCGCUCACUCAGCCUUCUCUCAGAAAAGCAAGUGACUUAUCUUAGUGUAUUGUUUUCACUGCAAAGUCUAUUGACUCAGCUCGACUAGAAGGAAAAGGACAACCGAAGUUCACCACAGGUCGAUGGAACCCACAUCAUAGCGGAUCACAGAUCGCCACAGCUAAUGACAUGACAAUCCGCGGGUGGGAUGUCAGAACUAUGAGGUCAGUGAUUUCUGGAAAUUUAACGCUUGCUUUCCCGGUUUUUUUUGUCUGUGUUGUUUGUUUUAAAUUGCCUUCUUUUUUCGUUUGUUUUGUUUCUUGUUUAUUUUGCCACGCAAAAGGGAUAAAAGCUUUGGAAUAGAGUACUUAACUAAAGAGGCAAUAGUCUAAAAAAUGAGUUAAACAGCUUGAAUUUCUUGAUUUAAAUGCACCCAGGAGCACACUCUUAGUUUACCCCGUGGUAUGCCACACCCGAGAAGAGGAAAAAAUGGAUAUACAUUUAGGCAUGAUAGGGUGGAAGGGGGGCAAAAAACGCGAACUUCCUCUCUCCCUUUGUCCCUAUACGUUUUUUGAGCAGCGCUUUUUGAUCUAAGAAUCAAUCCCACCAUUUGAUUUUAGCGCUAUCGAACGCUUUAGCCCUUACUCUUUAUUAACCGGCUCUUGCCCUUUCACCGUAUACUCGCACAGAAACGCUUCUUGUGUAGUCUUGACCGAAUAUAGGAGAUGAAGAUCAAGGGUUCUUUUAAAAAGAACAAUAAUAAUUGUUAUACUACUGCCUCAGAUCUGUAUACACCAUUGAGAAUGCACACAAUCAGCUGGUGCGGGAUUUAGACUUUAACCCAAACAAGCAGUACAUACUGGUCAGCUGUGGUGAUGACUGUAAAGUACGUUUCUGGGACACAAGAAACUCUACCUCUCCCCUGAUGGUACUACAAGAUCACUCACACUGGUAAACCAGCUUUUCUCUUUAGCUAGUCAAACUAAUUCGUCAAGUAUAGGGCUGUCAGUGGUCGUUUGCUGCUGAAAAUGCUGAUGUUUUGGUAUCAGAUGAUUCAGAUUAUUGUAUCGCACAAUAUUUUAUGGAUCUUCCAAAGGCCCAUAAACACAGCCCAAUAGGCCCUUUGCAGUUGGGGUCACGUGAUCGAAUCUUUCCUUAAAAAAUCUAUAUUAUGGACUAUAACUUAAAGAAUGCCAGAGAUGGAAAGAGCAUAUCGAAAAUACCAAAAUGGCCAAGUUUGGGCCCCUGGGAUUACAGAGUACUGUUUAUGCAGCAGUUUGAACUUUCGGAAAAUUAAGAGGAUUUGUAUGGAAAAUGUUGCUGGAGAGCAAGGCUUUGCUCUCCAAAUUUUUUUUCCAUACAAAUCUUUUUAUUUUUUUAAAAAUUUAGACUGUCAUGCAUAAAAUCUCUUUCUUGAAUGAUGGGGGCCUCAAACUUGGCCAUUUUGAUAUUUUCGACAUGCUUUUUCCAUUUCUGAAAUUUGCUGAGUUAUGGCCCAUAAUUUUAAGAAAAGUAGGUCACAUGAUGGCUUAGCUGCAAAGGGCCUAUAAUUGCUGCGUGCGACACUGUAUUCAAACACGUACGGUAAAUAAUCUAACCAAACGCCCUCUCUCAAAUAAAGCCUCUUGGCUAAUAAACGCCCUCCCUACACUUAAAAGUUUGCACACGUUACACACCUCCUGUUUAACAGAAGUUUCUCAUAACAUAGUUAUUGCUCAAAAGAAAAUUCAAUUUGUUCUGCUUCUUGCUUGAUUAAUUAGAAAUCUCGCAUUACAAAGUAAGGAUUCUGACAUCGAAGUUGAGCUUUAAAAAGCCAUAUGGAUCUCUCAAACGCCCAAGAGGUAUCAAUGGAUGGACUGGAUUGUCUGCUGUUUAUAAACUGUGGGGAUAUAUUCACCGAAAGCAUAUUAGUUUUCUGGAGUUUGUUGCAGUUUUGGGAAUAAACGUCUCGUAUGGCAUCUUACGCCUCCCAUCUAUUAAACGCACCGGGCGUCAGUUAGAUCAUUUACGGUAGGCAGUAGUAAAAUUUUCCUCUUCUACCACAAUAAUGCACACCUAAACAUUUCGCAUCAUUUUCAUUUCAGGGUGUGGAGUGUGCGGUAUAAUCAUUUCCAUGAUCAGCUGGUUUUGACAUCGAGUAGCGACAGUCGAGUGAUUCUCAAUAACAUUGUGUCUCUGUCUUCAGAACCUUUUGGUCAUCUGGAUGAUGAAGAUGAAGAAGACGGUGCACAAGACAAAGGGUCAGUUGAAAAAUCCCGCUAUCAUGGGUAGUAGAUUUAGGGGCUGUUUACAUGGAGGUGGGGGACUCCAGGUGGGUGGGGUAAACCGCCUGUCCAUAAAAUCUCUCAUUUUAAUAUGAUCACUUUUACCUAAUAGGUGGGGUCACCCGCCGCGUGUUACCUCACCUAUCUGAGGUCCCACACCUCCGUGUAAACAGGCCCUUAGAAAUAAUCCUGGGGUGUCGGGAUUCAUUCGUCGGUGGUCCGACCAAAGAAGAGGUAAUCCAUUAAAAACGUUUGACCUCAAGCUCCCUAACUUUGUUUGCAUUGUGCAUGGAUCGCUAGAAUGAUGCUGACCAUGUAUUUUCAAAAAUGAGAGGGAGAAAGGCCAUUUGAAGGAUGGCGUCUUUUUACUACUAAGACCAGAAUUCAUUUCGUUUUCUGUUCUUUCAUAUUUGAAUUUGGUAAUCGCAGUGAGGAUAAAAUAACAAAAGCCCUAAUUUGCACGAAAAAAGCAAAACCCUGAAGGAUUCUCACUGGUAAUAAUAGUAGUAUGACGUCAUCUUCCUGUAAACCGCGCCAUAAGAAAAUAAUCGAUACGAGACUUAAUUAAGCGUUUUUCUGUAUUUUCUCCUUCAGGUCCCGCGAGCCCACAAAAGACGGAGUCAUAGCAACGUUUGAUGAACACGAGGACAGCGUGUAUGCUGUGGAAUGGUCUACCGCUGACCCCUGGGUGUUCGCCUCGCUGUCAUAUGAUGGUCGACUGGUUAUAAAUAGAGUGCCCAGAGCGGAGAAGUAUAAGAUACUUCUUUAGCUAAAAUCAUGGGCAACAAUGUUAUCAUAUGAACUUUCUGUGACACAAAACAAGUUUUGUAGAAUGAAACUCCCUUCAUAAAGAGAUGAAGAAAGAGAGGGGGGUGAGAGACAGCCAAACAGGGGGCGGAAAAGAUGCUCGUAAGUUUUUCCCUUUCCAGGCCCCACACAUCUCGUUUAAAAGCUUUCCGAGGAGGUCACAGGCAGGAUUUGUUUGGUUAUCAGUGGUUCUUUUGUUUUCUUUGAAAACGAGAGGAGAUGUAGUGGCAAACAUCAGGCUGAGUUUGAGAGUGUUGACUUGAACAUCUAUCUACUGAACUAACAAGAGCGGUGGCCUAAGUUCAAGACAGGCAAGAAAGACUUCGUUGAUGAUCAACUUUUAUAAGAGGAAAAAUCAGCUAUACGCGAAAUGGUAGUCACCGGUCAGCAAACUCAGAAAAAUAGAUUAACUGCUGAACUUGCAUUUGAGGGUUUCGAUGAGAUUAAACCCGAAAUGAAAAAGAAAACCUAUGAUAAACGUUUCUAUCGACAAACGAGUCUUGUAAGAGUGAAGUAAGUUAAAUUGAAACCAAAAUAAGUUACGAAAUCCCCUUAAGAGCUCUUCAUUUUCAGGCGACACCCAGAACACGACGCUACCUCUACACAAACUAAACUAUAAAAAAUCUGAAAAAGUAAAAGAACUUUCAAAUAACGAGUGCAGUC